GUCCAGUUCAUGAAGACAUUGUACUUUAUGUUGACAAAUUAGAUUCAGUGGAUAAUAUGCAAGGAACCCAAAAAAUCGAAAAAAGAUUUGGUGGUAGUGCUGGAAACACUCUUGCUGUUUUAUCUCAAUUUCCCAUGACAAAGGGUUGGGUUAUGGCUCCUAUGGCUUCUAAAGAGGCUUCGAAAUUUUUCAUUCAAGAUUUCGAAUCACGCAAUAUUAAAACUACAACCUGCGUAUUUAGGCCGUAUGUAGCACAUCCUCAGACCACAUAUUUUAUUCAUACUGAUGAUGAAGAUUCAAGAGCUGUUGUAAAUUAUAACAG
Racocetra persica is the source of this 322-nucleotide messenger RNA. Lineage: Eukaryota; Fungi; Glomeromycota; Glomeromycetes; Diversisporales; Gigasporaceae. The record is from the annotation of a GenBank genome assembly.